AUGCCUAUUUCCACUCCUAAUCCCACCUACUACUUUGUGUCUAUCUUUGUCUAUGUUCUCCGAUCGCCGCAGCGCUGGGAGAAUCAUACUCGAUCCUGGCUUCCCAAGGAUAAACGUUUUGGUGGAUUAGCUACAGUACAUACGUACUGUAACGACUUGGCACGAAUAAGGACUGCUGGAGGAGACGAAAAUGAUGCAUCAGCAAUCCAUGAUGGUUGGAGAUAUGAUACCCGUUCAUUCUGA
This is a messenger RNA of Leptosia nina, 243 nucleotides long. The record is from the annotation of a GenBank genome assembly. NCBI's taxonomy places the organism in Eukaryota, Metazoa, Arthropoda, Insecta, Lepidoptera, Pieridae.